Messenger RNA from Motacilla alba alba, 5736 nucleotides. It is a transcript of the gene TMEM33, whose product is annotated as transmembrane protein 33. The coding region runs from base 130 to 885 and encodes 251 amino acids. The record is from RefSeq and is a predicted model, not a curated record. The transcript is spliced from 8 exons. Lineage: Eukaryota; Metazoa; Chordata; Aves; Passeriformes; Motacillidae. Gene Ontology annotation, cellular component: membrane; endoplasmic reticulum. Gene Ontology annotation, biological process: endoplasmic reticulum tubular network organization; membrane organization.
GGAGCAUCCCAGUCACCGCCUACAUUGCCCGGCAGCCCCGCGGCCCGCGGGAAGUGGCGUCCGGCCGCAUCCGGGAGUGGGAUCUGCCGGAGCGUGUUCCGUGCCCGGUGUGGCGCUUACGGUGCGGCCAUGGCGGACUCCACGCAGAACGGGCCCAUGCCAGGCGGGGCCGGCGGCGGGGCCGUGCAAUUUCUGAUGGCUAACAAGUUGGAUACAGCAAUGUGGAUUUCCCGCUUGUUCACGGUUUACUGCUCAGCUUUAUUUGUCCUGCCUCUUCUAGGGUUGCAUGAAGCAGCAAGCUUUUACCAGCGUGCCUUGCUGGCAAAUGCUCUUACCAGUGCCCUCCGACUACACCAAAGGCUACCGCACUUCCAGCUGAGCAGGGCGUUUCUGGCUCAGGCUUUGCUGGAGGACAGCUGCCAUUACCUGUUGUACUCCCUUAUCUUUGUGAAUUCCUACCCUGUUACAAUGAGUAUUUUUCCAGUUCUGCUGUUCUCUUUGCUUCAUGCUGCCACAUACACAAAGAAAGUUCUUGAUGCACGAAGUUCAAAUAGUUUGCCCUUUUUGAGAAAUCUCUUAGAGAAAUUGAAUGCUAAUCAACAGAAUAUUCUGAAAUUUAUUGCUUGCAAUGAAAUUUUCCUGAUGCCAGCUACAGUUUUUAUGCUCUUCAGUGGACAAGGGAGUCUGCUGCAGCCAUUCAUUUACUAUAGGUUUCUUACAUUACGCUACUCUUCUCGGCGAAAUCCGUACUGUCGGACUCUCUUCACCGAGCUCAGGAUUGUUGUUGAACACUUAAUAACGAAGCCCUCGUGCCCUGUUUUUGUAAGAAGACUAUGCCUCAGUGGCAUUUCCUUUAUAAGCAGAUUGGCACCAACUGUUGCAUAGCCAAAUUCAGGCACUCAUGUUUUGUGAACAUUAUAAGCAGCUGGCACUUCUGCUGAUGAUUGGAAAUUCCUGGUUUUACACUGAUUUCACUCCAGGCUGUAUAGAAAUGCAUAAAUGCUUUUCUUGGAGAUAAUAUGGAAUUUAGCAUAUCAAAAACAAAUAAUAGAAACUUAAAUUAACCGUGCUAUAUUGUUAAUUGAUGAAAAAAGUAGUUGCAUCCUACCUAAAACAUGCCCUAUCAUACAAGUUUGUUGUUUCGUUUUGUUUUUUUAAAUCAAGGGUUGUUUGAGAUUGAUUGAAAGUUAUUAUAAGAGAUCUGUGCUCACUAGGUUUAUGUUAGUUGGAACUAUAGCUACUUUAGGAUGUCUCCAGUGGAUAGCAGUUGAUACAUAUACCUAUGCAGUACACUUUGGACAGUAUUCUUCUGCUUACUAAAUGUAUCUGUAGAACUGUUUUGUCCAGUUUGCUAUACUCAGUGUGGAAAUACGGCUCACUUUGAAGUUAAGACAAGGUAUUAAAAUCUAUCAAGCUGACAGAUAACACUCCUUUCUGAAGGAGAGGCUGUUUUUAUUAAUAAUACUUUAAAAGAACUCUCCCAUGUUUCUACCUUGUGACAUAAUCUUACGUUAUGCUGUUGGAAGAAAUACCAAGACUGAUUACAGGAAACUGUGCAGUUUUCUUGUCAUAACAAGUUGUUUUACCAAGCCAAACUGCUGACCUGUAGGGUUUUAAGACUAAGAUGCAAUGCUUUAACUUUUAACCAUGUCUCAAAUGAACUAAUCAAUGUUAAUGAAGUAACUUUUGCAGUCAUUGCAGAUUUGAUCUCGUGUCCACACAAAUGUGAGACUGCAGUAAUUCAAGCAUGUUAGCUUUUUAGAAAAUUAUUCUGUAGGUAGCUCUGUAUAAAUUGUUAUUCCAGUUUCUGAGACCCUCAUUGUGAUGAGAAAUUUGCAUACAGAAUAGCACCUGUUUAGGCAGCUUCUGAAACAAACGGGUGUAGGAUUUCUUGGCAUAAAUCCAUCUGAUGACUGAUCUGAAGCCAGUGUCAUGACUACAGAAGUGAAUAUUAAAUUAAGUGCAUAAAUUAAUUACACUGGUUUUGCAUUCACCCAGCAGCUGAAGGGUAGGUCAUGGAAAAAUAAUACUGUGUGAGCACAGUUUCUUUCCAGAAAUUCAAGGCAAAAUAUUUGUCGAAUUUUCUGUAGUUAGUGUUAGUAUUCUAAUUGCAUAAAGUUAAAGGGUUUUCAUUGGCCUUUUGUAAAAUUCUGUAGCACUCAACUAUUCUUCCAUGGUCAGAGAAACCUUAUGAGAAAUCAGUUUCAAAAACAGUCUUGAAGCAAAUUAUGUUCCUGUAACUAUUGAGUUAUCUAGUUUGUGAUAUAGAUAUCAUUCCAACUUUCCAGCUGUAUAAGUUUUUAGAUCAGAGCCAUUUAUUUAUAAACUUAUUUCAGUUUUUUUGCUCAACCUCUGAUGAACCAGUUGGUAAUUGAAUAUGAUAUUCUUUGACUACUUGUCUUGCUCUCUGAACGUGAUUAGCUAUUUAUAGAAUACUUGCACACUGCAGAAGCAACUGCAUGCAGUUAAUGCUCUACAGCUGCUAAAGACUUGCAAUGAGAUUGAUUAUGUGUAUAUCCUGUAAUUUGAGGAUUUGAUAAAAACUAAAAUUUCUACUGCAAUAAAAGGAGUGUUAAAUGUAACUCGCUAGGCUCUUCAGGCUCAUUUUCUCUCUUUAACACAACUUACUGGUGCUUGAACCUGGAAGUUGAGCAGAAUGCUGUCCUGUGUGUAUGUGUGCAUGUUCUUAUAUUCCCACUGCUGCUUCUGAAUUGGGAUAUAAUGUCUGAUGCAUUUCUAAAUUAUUUUAUAGGGAAAAAGUGCAAAAAUUUAUGACUUUUCCUUCAAAAUCUAACCCAAGAAUAAGCACUGCAACAAUGGUAUCUAGUCAGAGAAAAAUCCAGACCUACUUAUUACUGUUUCAGUUUCUCAGCACGAUUCUAGACCCUCUGUCAUGUUGCAUGAUGUGUUUUUUGAAUGUUGACAUCAGAUUCUCUUCAGCUGUUGGCACCACUGUGAUGUAAAAAUGAAUUUGGUCAUCUAAGUUGAUCCCCCAUCCUGGGAGUGGAAGGCAAAUAAAUCUGUAAUUAUAGUAAGCAAAAUAACAUGUUAUUUCUGAGCAAAUUUUUGUGGUCUGGCUGCUGUUAUGGGUGCAUUCUACUGUUCCCUAAUUGUAUGAUGAUACUAAAUUAGAGAGGAGUGUAAACUGGAUCCAGUGUAAUGCAGCUGUAACUGAAGGAUGCUAAGUAGAGAUCCAACUCAAUAAAUGCAGGAGAAGGAUUAAAAAGAGUAAGCGAAUGACAAUGCUGUGAGUAAAGAGUUGGAAGACGGUGCUGUGAAGUAGAACUUAGAUGUGAAUACUGAAUUUAUCUCUUUCUGUUAAGUCUUGAAAAUGGACCAAGAGGAGGAAAUUCCAUAAAAGGGAUUUGAUUUGGUUUUGCUAGUAGCAUGUUCUUGGCUUUGCUUGACAAAUGAGCAGCUUGUGGCCUGGUAAAACUUACUUCUCUGAUGUGCUGAGAAAACAUGGAACAAUGUUGUAAGAAUAAUGUUCAAGCCAAAUAAAUAGGGUGACUGACCUGUUCUCUGCUUCAGCUUUGAUUUUUACUGUAGCCUUUCAGCUGCCUGAGUGAUAACAUAGACUUUCCUCAAUGCUGGCAAAAACAUUCUAUCCUUGAGCCUGCUUCCUCACCACACUUUGUGACUGUUUCUAUUCUAAUGAUUAAAUUAAAUGUAAAAUGCUGGUAGUGUCCUCAGAGUUUGAGGGGUUUUUUUUUGGUGAAGAGAGCUGUAUGUUCAUGCUGCUAUGCUGUCAACAGCUAGCUGUGAUGAAGAGGCUGUGACAGAAGUCUGUGAUUGUAGAGAAAUUUUGCAACUGACCAUGAAGUGCCUGCCAAUCCCAAAAUGAAGCAGAGGAGUUUUAGUAUUACUGAAAGGCUUCCUAUCUAAUGUGGUAACUGUUUCCACUGGCAGAAAUCAUACUGCUCAUUGCUUUUUGUCAUCUUAGCUUUUGUAUGUUAAGUGCAUUGCACAGAUUCUGUGGGUCGACCAACCCCUUGCUCUGUACAAGCUUUCUGUAGAAGUGGUGCUCCAGCUUAACACUUGUCUGUUUCAUCUGUAGAUAAAGUAUCAGGAGCCAUUGGGCCUGUUGGAGUAGCUAAUGCCAGUUAGGAUUUCUUACACACCAAGUAACUCACCAAUACAUCCAUCCUCUCCUUUAUUGCCUUUUAUUUGAUUUUAUACAUAUAUUGUCAUUUCUGUGCUGUCAGUUUUAUGUUUUGCUCCUUUCUUUGAUGGGUGUUUAAGUGGAGCAAUAUCUGUGAAUGUUGUAAGAAUUUAAAUAAAAAUGAUUACAAUUAUGAGCCACUAUUUCUUCCAACAGUUUUGGAGCUGCUAACUGUGUAUGUGAUUGUACUGUCCAAACAAAUAGCAUAGCCAAUUAUUUUGUACAGUCUAUGUUAGACCCUUUUAUCCUUAGGCACCUGUAUUGCAACAUUUGCUGUACAGAUGCUGUGUUUGUUAAGAAAGUUCUUACCCAUUUUAAAGACAGGAAUGGAGACAUGGAAGGAAAGAGCACUUGCCUGAUGUAAGAGUUCUAGCAGAGCAGGAAACAGAAAAGAGUUUGACAGAUGAAACUGAUUUUUUCUGCUCUACAUAUAACUUGUUAGUCCUGCUCCUAAAAUUAUUGUAACUGUGGUCUUAAAUACUUUAAAAAGUACUGUACCUUACCUUGCUCAGAUAAAAAGUGCUGUACUUUACAGUGCUCAGAUUAAGGGUAAAGAAGAUAGUGUGCUAGAACAACACGUUCUUCUAAAGUCAAAAUUAAAUUUCAUGUGCAGUGCCAGGUGUGGCCCUUGUAUCAAAUAAUGCAGCAGAGCAAGAUCCUGAAACCUUAACGUGCUAGAUGGUAGUAGGGUAUGCUAAUCUGUUGAAAUUGUCUAUAAUUUUUAGUUGCUGUCGUACACCUAUUUGUGAUUAAACUAUAUAUACACUGAAAUUGGUUAGUGUAUCUUUGUAUUGUAACUUCUGUAGUGCUAUAAUUUUCUUAAAGUCACAGGAACAGUCAGGCCUUGCUGUUUUAAAUCACCUUUUAAGGACAGAACCUUAAGCAAUUCUUUAUUCCAAAGAUGGAAAGAUAUCAGUAUGGAUAGUGUAAUAUAAUUUAAUCUUCAAUGUGGAUUCAAAAAUCUUUUUCAUAAAAUCUCAGCAUUACUUUUUAACUUCCCUGCAGAAGCUAGCUCUGUGAUAAUGGCAGAUGUUGUGCAGGUAAGGGAGUUUCAUUGCUUAGUUCUGUGCUAUCCAGAUGGUAUAAACUUUUAAAAUUAAUUGAAAAAUUCAUCUUUUACUGGUAUUCAAGGACUGAGGCACAAAAUGCUAAUGUAAGGGCUCAGAGGGGAAAUAUAGUUCUCCUGCAUAUUUGAGAAAAUGUGAAGCCCUUUCAGAAAAUCUAAUAAACAUAAUAAUCGCAGGCUGCUGACACUAAGGAAAAAGCACCUCAUUCGCUCUUUCUUUUAUGCAGCGAUUUACUGGUCCCUACUGAUUUUCAAAUUGGAUCACUGCAGUAAAUUAUCCAUACCAGUACCUGUGAAAGAAAGCACUGGGAUCCAUAUUUGUUCAGUGCUGUGCUUAAUUCAGCAAGAAUGAUAAAUUCGAUGGUAUGAAAUUGGAAAUACCAAGGGCUUCUCUCAGUGAAUGAGCAAGUAGUUCCAUUUGUAAUUUAUUGUGACCCUUUUUCACUGUAUGUGCUUUGUAUGUCAAAUAUUUAUUUUGAAACAAAUUAAAUCAUUUUCUGUAUUGAUA